AUGAAUUCAAAUACCGAAAAACCGAGCAGUAUUGGCUGUCAUCAAAUUGCUCAUCAGAAAAAUCCGUGUGGUUUGGAAUCAGUGCAUGUUAUGUCAACUUUGGGAGCUGAUGAAUUGUGUCAAGCCCCUUUGAAGGUCAACAUGACUUAUAAUUUGAUGAGCUCACUAAGCACUAGUACUUUCAUGGCUGCUGAUCAUUGUGGCAAUCUUGGGAAAUAUGUACAACCGCAAGCCAAUAUUCAAGGCUUACAAGAUCAUCAUGUCAAGGCUAAGCCAGUAACGAUACACUCCGUUGAUUCCUUGGAUUGUUUGCUCUCAGCCACUAAUAGCAACACCGACACAUCUGUAGAAGAUGACGAUGGAAUUUCUAUGCUUUUUUCGGAUUGUAGAAGAAACUUAUGGAAUUUUGGAGCAGGAAAUAAUAGUGCAAUCUCUUCCGGAGAGUCUGAGAACAAUGAAACAGUAUUCUCUCAAAGUUCAUCAGAUUUAUAUGUCCAAAGCCAAGGUAAGCCAAAUUCCACAAAGAGAAGCCAUGAUCAAAGUGAGCCCAAAUUGCACGGAGCAAAUUAUAGUCACUUUGGUCUUCUUCAAACAGAUUAUUCUUCUACUAGUGAAGGGGGUUUCAGGCUCAUCUCCGACAACCCAUCAAAAAUGAAGAAACCCAGAUCAGAUAAUAAGCGUCCAAGCUCAUCCAACAUCAGCUUUCAACAACCAACUUCAUCCGUGUCAACUUCCUCUAUUGAAGAACCCGAUCCAGAGGUCAUUGCGCAGAUGAAAGAGAUGAUUUAUCGCGCUGCGGCUUUCAGGCCUGUGAACUUGGGGCUGGAGCUGGUGGAGAGGCCAAAGAGGAAGAAUGUGAAAAUAUCAUCUGAUCCACAAACUGUGGCUGCAAGGCAAAGGAGGGAGAGGAUCAGUGAGAGAAUUAGAGUUUUGCAAAGGCUGGUUCCUGGUGGAAACAAGAUGGACACUGCAUCAAUGCUUGAUGAGGCUGCAAAUUAUCUCAAGUUCUUGAGGUCACAGGUCAAGGCACUUGAAAACUUAGGCCGAAAAAUUGAGUCCAUGAGUAAUUCUAAUAUUCCUACAACAAGCUUUGCUUUCUCUUUCAACCCCUCUUUUCCCAUGCAAACCCAUAAUCAUGUUCCACUCCAAAACCCUAAUCAUAUCCACCAACCACACGGUUGAAAAACUAAUCACAAACCAUGAAAAAAGCCCUAGCUCUAUGUCCUUAGUCCUUUAAUCAUUUUCAUCAUGAUCCUUUCAUUUCAUCGUCAAUGAUUAACCUCCAAAACCCUAUUGUAUCACCCAAAAAGAAAUUUAAAGUAGUAAAUUUUGUAUCCAAGAUCCAAAUCAUUCUCUUCAUCAUCAUUACAUGUAUCCUGAGUUAUUAAGGGUCAU
Molecule: messenger RNA, 1395 nt
Organism: Pyrus x bretschneideri (Chinese white pear)
Lineage: Eukaryota; Viridiplantae; Streptophyta; Magnoliopsida; Rosales; Rosaceae
Product: transcription factor bHLH87
Exons: 1
Coding region: 1-1182 (393 amino acids)
Biological process (GO): regulation of DNA-templated transcription
Molecular function (GO): DNA-binding transcription factor activity; protein dimerization activity
Source: RefSeq, a predicted model, not a curated record